AUGAAUAAUGUUACACUGCAGAAUAAUGUUACACAGAGGUAUUAAGGUGGAGUAAUACAGACAACAAAAUAGCUGCAAUUUGCAACAAAAUCUGAUUUCAACAGAUGUUAAGUGGAGAUGUUGACACAUAACUUAAUACAAGUCAUAGAAAUGUUGACAGAUGUUGCCUCGUACAUGCGUUGAAAUCAGAUUUUGUUGCAAGUUGCAGCAAUUUUGUUGCUCGUAUUUACUCCAGCUUUACACUGAAUAUACAAAGACAAUUUAUAAGAAUAAAAUAGCAAAGAAUAACAGUACAUUUAUAAGUACAAUUUCGUCUACCAUAUUUUUUUUAUUAUACCUUUGCUGAUGUGCCAAGACUUUGAAACAAAGCUCGAUUGAAUGGAGUGAAUGAUGAACUCUCCACACGAGAUAUUUUCCUGGCGUAUCAGUAUUAAAUUUGAGUUUCCUCAUUUUCUAAAUCAUGAUCAACAAUGACAACAUCGCCAUCAUUAAUAGUUCCAUUUUUUCUCCAAUAAACUCGAAUAAGUCGAAUUCUAUAAAAACAAAUGAUACAAUCAGGAACAAUACGUUUAUAGAAAAGCUGGCUUGUUUACGUUGCAUUCGCGCCAUAUUUCCUGUAGAAUUCCUCUUUUCCCGCGAUUGGUGACAACAAAAGUAAAAAUACCCCAUUUUCAAACAACGAUUACUCGCCUGUUUCAGGGGGUUAUUUAUGUUUUAAGGUACCAAUAGAAAGAGUAACCCUUACUGAAUACAAUGAUGUGAAUUUUAUUGAAUUUCCCGAUUUAUAAACCUAAUAACCCCCUGCAUAUAUCAAAGCCGUUUUCGUGUCAUGGCACUAUACCGGGAAUAUACCCCAUUUUCAAACCGCGAUAACUCGUCGGUUGGAGGGGAUUAUUAAUGUUUUAAAGUAUCAGCUAGAACCGUGACCCUCCCCGAAUUCAAUGAUGUGAAUUUUGCUGAAUUUCCCGAUUUGAUUUAUAGAGUCAAACAGCACCGUUCGAAAGGUUGCUUCUGAUUGGCUCUCGAGCUAAGUUCGGUGGUCGUGGUGGUCGGCCAAUGAUAUUGCCAACAACUUAACUUAUUAAUUAUUGGAGUUGCAUUGUUAGAACUGACACCGAUUGAGUUUAACUAUUAUCUAUUCAGGAUGUAAUAGGGUGUUAUAAUUGACAAUAGAUAAGAUUAAGAUAAGAUAGCAUAUAACUAUAAGGUCUAUUUACAUUGUGCAUAGGGUGGCAGCAUUAUAUUGACUAUUGAGGCAUUAUACAUGGCACAUACGCAGUACACACGGUGUAUACCGCGGUGGCGGUGGUCGUCGUAAUAUACUGAGAUGUUAUACGUUGUAUAUAUACGCAGUAUACACGGUGUAUACGGUGGUGGCAGUGGUCGUGGUGGUCGUGGUGGCCGUGGUGGUCGUAAUAUACUGAGGUAUUAUACGUUGUAUAUAUACGCAUUAUACACGGUGUAUACGGUGGUGGCAGUGGUCGUGGUGGUCGUGGUGGUCGUGGUGGUCGUAAUAUACUGAGGUAUUAUACGUUGUAUAUAUACGCAGUAUACACGGUGUAUACGGUGGUGGCAGUGGUCGUGGUGGCCGUGGUGGCCGUGGUGGUCGUAAUGUAUUGAGGUAUUAUACGUUGUAUAUAUACGCAGUAUACACGGUGUAUACGGUGGUGGCAGUGGUCGUGGUGGCCGUGGUGGUCGUGGUGGGCGUGGUGGUCGUAAUGUAUUGAGGUAUUAUACGUUGUAUAUAUACGCAGUAUACACGGUGUAUGCGGUGGUGGCAGUGGUCGUGGUGGUCGUGGUGGCCGUGGUGGUCGUAAUGUAUUGAGGUAUUAUACGUUGUAUAUAUACGCAGUAUACACGGUGUAUACGGUGGUGGCAGUGGUCGUGGUGGUCGUGGUGGUCGUGGUGGCCGUGGUGGUCGUAAUAUACUGAGGUAUUAUACGUUGUAUAUAUACGCAGUAUACACGGUGUAUACGGUGGUGGCAGUGGUCGUGGUGGUCGUAAUAUACUGAGGUAUUAUACGUUGUAUAUGUACGCAGUUAACAGGGUGUAUACGGUGGUGGCAGUGGUCGUGGUGGCCGUGGUGGUCGUGGUGGUCGUAAUAUAUUGAGGCACUAUACGUUGUAUAUAUACGCAGUGGUCGUGGUGGCCAUUGAAACAAAAUAAACGCCGUUGAACUAAAAUAUUACAUACAUACACGCAUAUACUUGAUUUUCUCAUGCUGACCACAACAACCGGCUAAUUUCAAUGAGAGGCCUGAAUAUAAGCUAUUUACAAAAUAUUAUUUACAUUGCCAAAUUGCAUGGCUAGCAAGCCAGUCUCAACUCAUUUUUAUUUCAAAAUCGUUUUGAAUCAGCAAAUUUUUUAUUCACGGGGAAUAUUAUUCCAAUGUGUAUGAGGCUCCUUUCGGUUGUAAUUGAAGCACACCUCUUGCCGAAUCCGAAAUGCCGAAUUAUUUCUUCGGAAUUCGAAGAGCUAAAUCAGUUCCUUUAUUUCUGAAAUUGUAAGUUUUUUCUCUUUCCUUAUUGGAAAUAAAAACUGCUUUUAUAGUUUGGGUGCGGUGUGACCAUUUAGAAUUUUAUACAUAAAAAUAGCUUUCAAGUAAUUUCAUCUCUUGUAUAUAGAGGUUUCCAAUUUACGUUUCUAUAAUUAAGUCAGGGUAUCGAACAUCGUAUUUUGCCCCAGUAAUUACUCUUGCAGCACGACAAUAAUUUUGAUUUUUGUUAUCAAUGGUAUAUAAUUUAUGUAUACUGCAAUCAGUUAAGAUAUCGCCAUUAUUAUAUGUGGAAAGUAUUGGUGACAAAACACGAAUGCAAUAUAGCUAUAUGCAUGCACAUUGAUUUUGUUCUGACUUGCUUGCCUUUAGCAGCAAAUCCUCGGCAGUCUUUUCCGGUGCAAAUGAAGUGAUUCAAUUCAGUUGCACUUUUGCGGACAUGGCAGUACCCGAGAGCAUUGCUUGCUGUUAUAGGUCCGAACGCACAGAACAUUGCAUCGGAUACCUGGACCGGAGCACUUGCCAUAGGCAUAGAUGCAGCUACAUUUAGCACAUCUUGUAUGGAAUUUCUGAGAGUUUCACUACACACAAAGUUAUCUAAGUCCGGUUUCAAAAUAGCGACCGGAGGAGAUUUGUCACAAAACUUUACUUCAUCGAUAUGACGACAACUAAACUCGGCUAAGCGUGAUGAAUUGUGUUGAACUGAUCAGACAAUGUUCAUUGAUAAAAUCACAAAAUAUACUUGACAUGGUAUAUGUAUUCUGUGAUGAAAUAUUCUUUUGUGCAAGUCAAAAAUAGAGAAAAUGUAAAAAUCAGUCCAGUCCAACUGUCCAGUCCAGUCCAACUGUCCAGUCCAGUCCAGUCCAUGUUUUGUACUAUGCCUUUAUAUUCGAUAAAUAUAUUCAUUGUAAGUUGAACGUUAAUGGCGUAACACUGUUUAUUACAUGGUGUCAGGAGAAACUACAAUCAUGGAACAUAUGAAGCCUAUGCGUCCGUUAAAAAUGGACGGAAAUGUGGCAGAAAACUGGAGGAAAUGGAGACAACGCUGGAAUCUUUACGCGAAAGCCAGUGGAGCCAACGAAAAAGACGAAGAGAUUCAGUGUGCAAUUUUCCUUCACACAAUCGGAGAAGAAGCAUUGGAAAUCUAA
Paramuricea clavata is the source of this 3642-nucleotide messenger RNA. The record is from the annotation of a GenBank genome assembly. NCBI's taxonomy places the organism in Eukaryota, Metazoa, Cnidaria, Anthozoa, Malacalcyonacea, Plexauridae.